ACCGCCGCCCAGCGAUCUGGCCGCGGCGGCUCAGAGCGCGGCUGCGGCGGGCGCGGGCGGCGGCGGCAACCUCCCGUCCGUCUGUCCUGGGAGCUUCGCCUGCGCGCCGACCCGCGGGGGGACAGCAAGCUUUCCGGCCCGCAGCGGGGGCGGGGACGCCAGGCCAGCGGCCCCUCCGACCCCCAAGAUGAAGAAGCUGAGGCUCAGGGAACAGUAAUACACCCACCUACACAGAACUAGGUAAUCGCGGUGCGCUAGCCAGGUGGUCGGCCCCAGGCCCAUGCCGUGAGACCGGGAGGCGCCGCCAGCAUGCCGUGGGACGCGCGGCGGCCGGGGGGCGGCGCGGACGGCGGUCCCGAGGGCGCGGGCGCAGCGCGCUCUCGGGCGCAGAAGCAGUGCCGCAAGUCGUCGUUCGCUUUCUACCAGGCCGUGCGCGACCUGCUGCCCGUGUGGCUGCUGGAGGACAUGCGCGCCAGCGAGGCCUUCCACUGGGACGAGCGCGGGCGCGCCGCCGCCUACUCGCCGUCGGAGGCGCUGCUCUACGCACUCGUGCACGACCACCAGGCGUACGCGCACUACCUGCUGGCCACGUUCCCGCGGUGCGCGCUCGCGCCGCCCAGCGCCGGCUUCCGCUGCUGCGCGGCGCCCGGGCCGCACGUGGCGCUGGCCGUGCGCUACAACCGCGUGGGCAUCCUGCGCCGCAUCCUGCGCACUGUGCGCGACUUCCCGGCCGAGGAGCGCGCGCGCCUGCUCGACCGGCGAGGCUGUAGCCGCGUGGAGGGCGGUGGCACGUCGCUGCACGUGGCCUGCGAGCUGGCGCGCCCCGAGUGCCUCUUCCUGCUGCUCGGCCACGGCGCCUCGCCUGGCCUGCGCGAUGGCGGCGGCCUCACGCCGCUCGAGCUGCUGCUACGUCAGCUGGGCCGUGACGCCGGGGCCGCCCCCGCCGUCGGGGCGCCUGCGCCCGGGGAGCCGCGCCAGCGCCGCCUGCUGCUGCUCGACUUACUGGCACUGUACACACCUGCGGACGCCACCGGCCCGGCCCGCCGUGAGCUGCUGGGCGACCGGCCGCGCUGGCAGCGGCUACUGGGCGAGGACAAGUUCCAGUGGCUGGCGGGCCUGGCGCCACCCUCGCUCUUCGCGCGCGCCAUGCAGGUGCUGGUCACCGCCAUCUCGCCCGGCCGCUUCCCCGAGGCCCUGGACGAGCUGCCGCUGCCGCCCUUCCUGCAGCCGUUGGACCUCACGGGCAAGGGCUAGACCGCGGGGGCACCCCGGGUGCUGGAUUUUUGGAGAAUACUAUUUUUCAGAGCGUUGUACCCGGCACUUUACAUAUAUUGUUCUCUGGACAGCAGAA
This is a messenger RNA of Mesoplodon densirostris (Blainville's beaked whale), 1351 nucleotides long. It is a transcript of the gene ANKRD9, whose product is annotated as ankyrin repeat domain 9. The transcript is spliced from 3 exons. The coding region runs from base 310 to 1254 and encodes 314 amino acids. The record is from RefSeq and is a predicted model, not a curated record. Lineage: Eukaryota; Metazoa; Chordata; Mammalia; Artiodactyla; Ziphiidae. Gene Ontology annotation, molecular function: protein binding.